Molecule: messenger RNA, 276 nt
Organism: Colletotrichum graminicola M1.001
Lineage: Eukaryota; Fungi; Ascomycota; Sordariomycetes; Glomerellales; Glomerellaceae
Exons: 1
Coding region: 1-276 (91 amino acids)
Source: RefSeq, a predicted model, not a curated record
AUGAUCCCGCGUGCCUCCACCGUCCUCCCUAUCAUCGUGACCCAGCCCGCAGGGUUCCACCAUCAGACCACUGGGAGGGGUGGGAUUGCCAAGGGCUCAGAAAGCCUCAUGUUCUGGAAGACGGUCCGUAAAGGGAGGGGUUACAGACCGAAUGCAAAAAGUAUUGACGGCAAAGAAUUCGAUGCCGACGGGUCCGAUAUCCUCCCCCCCAACACCACCCCCAACACCGCCGAACCCGCGAGGCGUUUUCGAGGCGCCGCCCCGUCCAGCCACUGA